Pocillopora meandrina is the source of this 5961-nucleotide messenger RNA. The record is from the annotation of a GenBank genome assembly. Lineage: Eukaryota; Metazoa; Cnidaria; Anthozoa; Scleractinia; Pocilloporidae.
AUGAACUUUCUUGGUUUCGCUUUCCCCCUGGCGUUGCUUGUAGCAGUUCAGCUGACCACUUUUACAUGGGCUUCAACGAAUGUGACAAAAACUUCAGGUAAAGGUAAAAAGGGUUCCCUUUAUUUCCAAUCCCUUUCGCACGCGCAAACUGUAUUCAUUGGAUUAAGCGUUGCUCCCGAAUUAGCCAUAUGAGACUAUACCUCAAAUGCGAGCGGGUGUGCAAAGUUUGUCUGAGGCACCCUUGGAACUUAUUUUACGGCGAGGAUUUUUUUUCUCAGUUUCAAACGCUACAGUUCUUCGGUAGACAUAGAUUAAAGGGCGGUAGUUACUUUUACAAUUUUUCAAACAUAGAGCAAGCCUGUUCAAGCGGUGGAUUCUGUGUGGGUUGUUAAUUCGAUUCCGAUAAUAGAUCUAAACGUAAACCUCCACAUAUUGAUUUUUGAUCGACAAAUUUUGAACCAUUUACUUCUAGACAAAAUUAAACUUUGAGUAACACUAUCUGUUACUUGCUGAAAACAAUUUACAGUGGAACAAAAGAACUUAUGAUGGACUUAAAUUUUCAUUUGACGGAAGUUUUUUCUUAGAGAAUUUUAGUAAUUACAAGCAAAUCACUCCAUCUUUACGAUAAGAAGAAAACUUAGAUAUUUGGUGUACGCUCGAUGGUCGAGCAAAACGCAAUUGAAAAUUGACCUUUGUUUCGAGUUUUCGUCUUUUUUUAUUAAUAUUGUGAGGAUGGCAGAUAACUUAGCGAAAGUUAGAUAAACGUUGAAUAAACUGAGGAAGGUUACGCUAGUCUUCAAAGAAGUUUCCACGGUAAGUCAGUCCUCCGAAGAAUUGAAAGAAAAAAGAGAGCCUCCUUCCUCAAACUCUUUGGUCAGCUUUCAAUUUUGGUCUUCAUGGCUGAUGAAACUUGUUACAAAGAUGUUUUCAAAUUUCUCCUAACCGUAACAAUACAUCAUUAAUUCUGCAUUAGGGAGCAACCAACAUUUAUCAUAUGGGGAGGGGAGCAAUGAAGGGUGGAAGAAGGAUUUUUGGGGGCCAAAAGCUUCACAUUUUAGAUGGAAACAUAGUACUUAGUGGCCUAUUUGUCAGCUGAAAAUGUUCGGUUGCUAUGUUUUCCCGAGAGGAAGCUAAAAACGUUUGUAAAAAUAUUUCCCUUAAAGGUAUUUAUUAACUAACAGGUUGCCUCGGGCAAAACAUUUCCAAAGGUCAUCAGCAAUGGAGUCCAAAUCAACUGGUUAUUCAAGCAGACCGAGUGUAAUAAAAUACUUUAAAAGCUCUUCUCUAUUUCCUGUAGGUAUUCACAUCUUUUGUUUCAAGCAGUCCUUUUAGCUUUGAAGAGAGAUUUUUGCAAUUCGAUGACAACAUUAGAUGUCAAAAAAAAUUUGAGAUAAAGUCAACCAUGAGACCGUUAAGAUGCCAUGAAUUCCUCUGUGGUAACUGAGCCCAAAUAGAUUAUGUCAGGAGCACAUUACUUGGCUCCUGACUAUGUAUAUAAUGUAUUCUAUCACAAAAAUCUUAAAAGCCCAGAAGAACAUAACAUAGUGAAGAGAUCACAACAGCUAAGCAGUCGAGAAAAGCCUGGACAGCUGUACCCCUUUGUGACGAUACGGUGAAGAUGAACUUUCUUGGUUUCGCUUUCCUCUUUGCGUUGCUUGUAGCAGUUCAGCUUAUCACUUUUACAUGGGCUGCAACGAAUGUGACAAAAAUCUCAGGAAAAGGUAAAAGGAUGUUCCUUUUAUGUCGAAUCUCCUUCUCACACGCAAACUGUAUUCAUUGGAUUAAGCGUUGCUCCCGAAUAAGCACUCUGGGACUGUAACUCAAACGCGAGCGCGCGUGCAAAGUUUGUCUGAGGCACCCUUCGAACUUAUUUUACGCGGAUAUUUUUUUCUCAGUUUCAAACGCUACAGUUCUUCAGUAGACACAGAUUAAAGGGCGGUAGUUACUUUUACAUUUUUUCAGACAUAGAGCAAGCCUAUUAAAGCGGUGGAUUCUGUGUGGGUUGUUAAUUCGAUUCCGAUAAAAGAUCUAAACGAAGACCUUCACAUAUUGAUGUUUGAUCGACAAAUUUUGAAUUAUGUAUAGACAAAAUUAAACUUUGAGUAACUAUCUGUUACUUGCUGAAAACAAUUUACAGUAGAACAAAAGAACUUAUGAUGGACUUUAAUUUUAAUUUGACGGAAGUUUUUUCUUAGAGAAUUUUAGGAAUUACAAGCAAAUCGUUGCAUCUUUAGAGGAAGAGAAAAACUGAGUUAUUUGGCGUACGCUCGAUGGGACGAGCAAACGGUCAAUUGAAAAUUGACUUUUGUCUCGAAUUUUCUUUUUUUUUAAUUUUUAUUUUGUAAGGAUGGUAGAUAACUUAGUGAAAGUUAGAUAAAAGUUGACUUAACUGCGGAAGGUUACGCUAGUCUUCAAAGAAGUUUACACGGUAAGUCAGUCCUCCAAAGAAUUGAAAGAAAAAGAAAGCCUCCUUCCUCAAACUCUACGGUCAGCUUUCAAUUUUGGUCUUCAUGGCCGAUUAAACGUGUUUCAAAGAUGUUUUCAAAUUUCUCCUGACCGGAACAAUGCAUCAUUAACUCUGCAUUAGGGAGCAAUCAACAUUUAUCACAUGGUGGGAGGAGGGAAUGAGGGAUGGAGGAAGGAUUUCUGAGAGCCAAGAUAUUAUUUUUGGGGGGGAGAGGGGUAAUAUGAUUUUCAGGAGAAUGAAAGGGGGAUCAGUCGUUGCUUUCAGAGUAUAAAAGGAGAACAAUAGGAAAUCGAUUGUAAAUGAGUGGGGAUUAUUAGAAUACUACACCCCCUUCUCCCCCCUCCAUUUCCCUGGCCCUCCUUUCUUCCCAGUCGUCAUCUUCUUUCAAAUGAAGAUGCUCUAUGAAGGAUAAGCAUAUAGCAUAAUUUUGAGAAAAGUGUGAUAAUAUGAAUAAAAAGACGUUUUCUUGUGUCAAAGAUUAUGAUGAGCAAGGAAAAUACCUGGGUGAACAACCACUACGUCGCAUGUUACCAGCAUGCAAUCUUAACACAUUCUCAUUGCGUGGUGGUAAACCAACCUUUCCAGAGCAGCUAGGUGUCACCCGUCCCCUCUGCCAAGACAAAUAUUACGCCACUCUCCACGAUAAUAAUUUGGGAAUUGCACGUUACGCACUCUACAAGAUUACCGCCGAAGACGCCAUGAAACCAAAAGUACCAAGACCUCAAGGUGACCCAUGGCAACCGAAUCAGACGCCGGGUAAGGUCACUAGUGUUACUAUUAUAAUUUACUUUUGUGAUAAAAAAAAUUUAGGAAAAAAUUAUACAUUCCUUAUUCUAGUACCGCAACGCUUUGCCAUUUUAGGACAAAAGAACGCACUAGAUAUGCCACAGUAUUACACUGUAGAACUAAGCAAAAAUGCGGACAGCAGGCGAGCGAAGUGGCUGCGCUGACAAACCAAACUUUCUUUCGCCUUUUGGGACUAGCUUUUCAAGAAACAAGUUCCCAAGUGUACCAGGUUUUGCAUCAAAUGGUCACAAAGUCUACUUUAAUGGUUUCGUUCGUGCUGUUUUCGUCUUUCACGCACUCCUUAUGCAAUCGAUAAGUUGUUGAGAUGAGGUCGAGUGUUUCGUAAACUUAAAUUUGAAACGCUAGAAAAUACAUGUAUAUAUGUUGCGAUAGGGGGAAAAACAGAGAGACCAUACUUUCAUCCCUACAAGCCUGCUUCGUGAUUGAUGAGUGAGCUGUCACGAAUCAGGCUUGUAGGGAUGAAAGUAUGGUCUCUCUGUUUUUUUCCCCUAUCACAACAUACAUCGCGCUCUACUUCUACGUAUUAAGCACUGUAAAACGGAUAAAUCAAUACACAGACUUCCCGUAUAAAUAUAUAUAUAUUAUAUAUAUAUAGAUAGAUAGAUACAUUUAUACAUACAUAGAUACAUAGAAAGAAAGAUACUAGGUAGAUAUAGAUUUACAUAAUGCGUCAUUACACUAUCACGCCAUUUUACCACAUUAGGACAACAGUACACGCAAAAAAUGCGACGGUAUUACACUGUAGAUACAAUGAGGCAAAAAUACGAAUGGAAAGAGCAGAAACUUGCGGGAAAAGUCAUGCAUGAUCGAUGGUUUAAUCAUGUUGAGAAAAUCAUUUCUUUGACUUAUCUGAGACCUUUCACUUUAACACCUUGUAACUAUGAUCGGGAGGGUAAGAACUUUAUUUACCUAGCGGAUCAAUCGGGAACAAAAUUUCUUGUGAGUGACAUCAGUGUACUUUAAGCCUGUCGCAUGUUCUGGAAUUCAUCAAGGAGGCAAAGCAUUGUAUCAGAACCACCCCGGUUCUGGUCUUUUGGUCUUUCACGCAUUCCCUAUGCAAUCGAUAAGAUGCUGAGAUGGGGUUAUGCGAGUAUUUCGUUUUCUCAUCAAAAGGAGACACUUUUUGAUGAGAAACUAAACAAAAGAUUUAUUGUAUUUUUUUUUUUUUAAUUGCAACGUUUUUUAAUGCGAGUGUAUAUACAUAUAUAUAUAUGAAUGUGUUUUUAUAUAUAGUUAGAUAGAUGGAUAGAUGGGUGAGUAGUUAGAUAGAUAAAUAUUUGGUACAUAUAUACAUUUACAUUAUGGAUCAUUAUUCUAUCGUUCCAUUUUACCACGUACAUUAAGGCAACGGUAAACGCAAAACAUACGACGGUAUUACACUGCAGGUACAAUGAGGCAAAAAUACGAAUGGAAAGAGGAGAGACUUGUGAGAAAAGUCGUGCAUGAUGGGUAUAUCAUUUUAAGCAAACAAUUUCCUUGACUAAUCUGAGAUAAUUCGCUUUAACAUUUCGCGACCGCGAUUGGGAGGGUGAAAACUUUACUUGCCUAGCGGAUCAAUCGAGAACGAAAUUUCUUGGCUUGUGUGUGACAUAAGUGUACUUUAAAACUCUCUCAUGAUCAGGGAUUCUUCAAGGAAGCAAAAAAUUGUACGAGAACCAACCUUUCCAGGGUAGAUACGAGAAAGGCCACCUAGUUCCUGUUAAAAUCUUGCGUUACAGCCUUGAAAGUGUCCUUGCCACAUUCAUCUACACUAACUGCGUGCCGCAAAUUGCAAGUUUCAACGGAGGUCAGUGGAAAAGGUAUGAACAGAGAAUAGAGAAAUACGCCCGGAAAACUUGUUCUCCGAACGGUGGAACCCUUUUCCUAAUCACUGGUACAUCGAAGGUUAAGUUUCUCCGGAAACGUGAUCGUCAAGGUAAAAUAAAAGCACCCAAAGGGAUGGAACCUCUGCAGUGGUUCCAUAACAACGUGGAUGUAAACAAGAAUCUCGGACCAAAGAUCGCAAUUCCAAACUCAAUGUGGACGGUGGGCUGUUGUUUGAACUUAAAAAAGAAUAAAGUCGUGGGAGCGUUUGGUGUAAUGGGUGAUAAUUCUUUAGACCAACAGCUCUUAAAUGAAUUUAUGAUGUCCGAACAAAACGUCGCAUAUGUUGAAAGCGCCCUUCAAUUAGAGGAUCCAAAUAUUAAGUUGUUUCCUAACGGCGACGAUUGCUAUGAGCCAGAAAAAAACGUUCGAUUGAUUGAGGUAUGAUUUUAUUAUGUCCCUUGAAAGGAGCAUAGGUAAAUUCCCUGACAGGAAUCUGAGGGGUAUCUUGCAUGAAAUAACUGGAUUCAGAUCAAUGCUCAAUUUUUAUCAUAUCUCAAUUAAUACGUGUGCUAUGAUCGGUCAAUUAAGCGGGCCAUACCUCACUGUACGCCUCCCUAAAUUCAAAACUUUGUUUAAGUUAAAAUCUUCUUCAUCUAUUUGAACCCGAAAAUUUAACAAAUAUCUUAGUAACUCGUUUUUUUCGGGCUGUACUGUUAGUUACGAACUCGGUUAUAACUGAAGAGGUGUUUAGAGCUUGUAUUUCUAUCCUCUAAGUUCAAAAUAUGCAUGCUACUUUAUAUGUUAAACAAUCUAUAUUGUAACGAAGAAGUGGAAUCCACGAGUCAGUUAACUGGGAUCUAAGAAAUUAAACGAAAUUUGAG